Messenger RNA from Hippoglossus stenolepis (Pacific halibut), 5557 nucleotides. RefSeq names its product cardiomyopathy-associated protein 5-like. The transcript is spliced from 4 exons. The coding region runs from base 93 to 2705 and encodes 870 amino acids. The record is from RefSeq and is a predicted model, not a curated record. Lineage: Eukaryota; Metazoa; Chordata; Actinopteri; Pleuronectiformes; Pleuronectidae. Gene Ontology annotation, cellular component: cytoplasm.
AGCCAUGCAGAGCUGCCAGUGAGAGUCUGCACUCAGAAACAGAGCAGAGCUCUCUGCGUUAGCCUACCACACUGUCUCAGAAAGCUGCUUUGAUGGACAGAGAGGCAGAUGGAAAAGAACUAAACGAAGGUUGCAGCACAACUAAGAAUUGCAACUCCUUCUCUGUCUCCAUGGAAACCACUGAACAAUCCGAGCAGCCAAUAGACUGUGAAAUGGAGGUCGCUGUGGCUGAUUCACCUGAACAGGGGAAGGAUUUCAGUACAGAUGAUGAAGUUUGUUUAGAGAGAAACUCAUCAGAUUCCCCAGGGGAAAAGGCGAUACUUGGCACAUUAUUGACUGACCUACAAACUGGAAGAAUUGACACUGACAAAUCUGACUGCUCUGAGACCAACAUUUGCGCUGAAAUGCCUUGUCUAGAUCAAAAGGAAGUUUUGAUAUCAGAAUCCGGGCAUGAAGAACUUAACAGAAAUGAGUCAAUCACUUCAUCUGUGUCUGACACACCAUCCAGUGCUGAUAGUGUUUAUGAGAAUGAGGCCCAUCGUAAGAGAGAGGACACGCCAGAACAAGACCCUGAGCAAGAAGAAGAUCCUGAGCAAGAAAAGGAUCCUGAGCAAGAAAAAGAUCCUGAGCAAGAACAGGUCCCUGAGUUGCAGCAGCAUCCAGAGCAAGACCCCAAACCAGAGCAAUACCAUGAGAAAGUGCUAGACCCUGAACCUGAGCAAUACCCUGAGCCAGAACAAAACCCUAAACCAGAGCAAUACCCUGAGCCUGAGAAAAACCUUGAAGUGGGGAAAUACCUUGAGCAGGAGGACAACCUUGAAGUGGGGCAAUAUUCUGAACCUGAGGACAACCUUGAAGUGGGGCAAUAUUCUGAACCUGAGGAAAACCUUGAAGUGGGGCAAUACCCUGAGCCUGAGCUAGAUCCUGACCUAGAAUCAUACCCCGAGCCAGAGCAAGACCCUGAGCUAGAGUUAUACAGUGAGCCAGAGCCCGAGGCUGAUGAUAAUGACUUUAAACAGAAAGAUUAUUGCUUUAAAAAUCAGCCAGUGAACACGGAAGAAGACCCCGUGGCCCAUGAAAUCCUUUUUGAUCCACCCAUUACAGAGGAGUCAAUAUUGGAGCACUGCAUUAGAGAAGAGGCAAUGUCAGAUAUGUCCAAUGAAUCCUGCCAUGACCUUGACCCUGAUGAAAUUGAUGAAUGCUUGAGAGUUGAAAUUGCAGCGGCUUCCUCUGAUAGUGACACAGAUGACAAAUGGAGAACAAUAUUCUCCUCUUCCAUAAAUAAAGAAGAUGAUGACUCAUAUUUGGACGGUCUUCAGCUGAGUGCCCAGGAGCUCUUUGUGCAAAAAGUUGAUGUGACAGACUUUGAAGAACAAGACAACAUGGAAGAGGCCUGUUUUGAGGAUCCACAAGUGGAAGAAGUUAUUGAACAACCUGAAGAUAUAAUUCCAUUUCCUGCUUCUACACAAGAGGUUAAAUAUAACCCGUUAGGCACACAAAGUCUGUCCAAAAUCUCUGAAGAUGAGAGUGAAAAUGGCAGAGACGCCAAUCACAACCACAACACCCAUCAGCAGCACAUUAAUGCUGAUCAAAACAAGAAGCUACCAAAAGACUUCUGUGUGAUACAGGAGACUAAGAGUGAGAAUGUUAGCACAGAGCACGUGGACUUCCAACUGACACGUAAACAGUGGCGGGAAAUGGAGGAGCACACCAAAAACCAGAUUGUUAUACCUACAACCAAGCAGCCCAGCUUCCAUGGCAGCCACAGCUUCAUGUACACUCCAGUCCGCAACAUUGAAAGAACUCAGAAGAAAACACAUGAUCUUGAGAGCUUGAAUCUGGUUGGGGAUUAUCCUCACACCCAAUUCAGCCCUUGCUCAGAGGACUCUGGCCUGGAUGAUUCCAGUUACAGGUCUACUUACGAUGACCCAGAAACACCAAUUGAAAGGGAGAUUCGUAUAUCAAUGGAGAGGGAGGAAAACUUCAGGAGAGAAAGGGGUCUCUCCAGGAUGGGCAAAUCAACUGAUUGUGCUCCAUCACGAAGUAUGCCCAGAUCCAUUAGCACUCCACUUACACCAUCCUUCAUCAUCACUUCCUCACCUACUAAGGAACCACUGAAACAUGAAGUAUCUGCAAAUAAUGUUAUCAUACUCGACCCCAGCAAUGAUUUUACCCCAAGCCCCAGAUAUGGCAAAGACAAUGUGGUACCUCGGCCUGGUGAGUGGCGUUCUGAGGACAACAGAUCAAACCUCAUCAUCCUAGAGACAACCAAUCUGAUUAUUCGAAGUGCCUCAGACUUCUCUCUCAACAAAGUCUAUGAACAUCCUCAGGAAAAAACUUUCCUGAACAACCCCUUUUUCAAGCUGCGUUCAAGAAGUACAACAUCAUUUGUGGAUGAAGAGAUUAAGUUGGUCAAGCAGAGGGAGGAGGAUCUGAAGAAAGAGAGGUCCGACCUGUAUGGCAAAGACAGGUUGAAUACAGAAAGAAUUUUGUCAAAUCACAUGGACACUUUGGCAUUUGACACUUCAGCUGAUGUACCAUUGAAGUGCAAGUCCUCUCCAUCAUCACCAAUGAAAACAGCCUACAGGAUGGAUCGGUCUGCUUUAUCCUGUGAUCACAGAUUUCCAGAAGUCUUCACAGGAGGAAGACGCAAGAGUGCCAUGGCCCUACGCUGGGAGGCAGGGGAGUUUUCAAAAAAUGACUGAAGAGGAACAAGUCAAAAGUUGGCCAUAUAAGGGCAUUGAAUGUCAGUGUUGUUCUCGUUCAAGUUAGAUUCAGCAUUGCAAUUGUUUGUUUCAUGUUGUGACAUAACCUGAACUCUCUGCUUUUGUGAUGCUUUUGGGCAAAAAUAGCAAGACACUAAAUCAUGCAGUAUGGACAGUUUAAAGAUACAUGGACAUGGAUAGCACUUGAUUCUGGACAGAGGGUGUACAUUAUUUUUCGAAACCCACCCAGUUCUGACAUGUCCUCAUCAUGUCUGAAUCAACACUCACACCCGGAAGGCUGCUGGUUUCAGCUCGUAUAGGCUGCAGCUGCUGCUAUUGUUGUAGGGGUAAAGUAAUGUUUAUUAAAAGAGUGACUACAACUGUGCCAACAAACACUUGCCAUUUAAACAAAAUUAUUAUGAAAACAAUACUAAUAUUUUAAAUUGUGGCAAGUGGUAUAAAUAGAAUAAUACUCUCAUCUUUGUAGGAAUUAAAAUGAUAUAGCCACUGAGACAAACCCAGGUAAUUAUGUAUAAUGCAAUAAUAUUCAAUAACUGUAUGCCUCUUUGUCGAUCAUUCCUUGCCUAUUGACUGGAUCCAGGAGUUCAGAACUUAAAAAAGACUUUGACCGGAAGAAAAAAGAUUUGUUACUCCCUAUUGGGCUUUUAUAAGCUUAACACAGUACUCACAUGCCAUAUAUAUAUAUUGAAAGAGCUGUUGGUCGUUGAAAUCAUAACGUACAGCUGAAACUGUAAAACUAUGAGGCUUCAGCAAUGUGACCCAGACAAGUCAAUUGAGUUUAGGUUUCUUGUGACUAUAACACUGUCUUUAUUGUAUCCACUUUAUGAUGGAGUUUCUGCAGAGUAGCCCUUAAUUGAUGUUAUUUUUAUAGUUUGAAGCCAACUAGAUGUCUGUUUGGAGUAAGGGCUAUUGUUGGGUUGAGAUGAAAUGGUAUUAUUGAUUUUUGGGGUCACUUGGGGCAGCAGAAAAUAACUAUGAACAAUACAUUGGUAUAUUGUUAUGAUAAAUGGUCGGUAUUUAGAAAGCGCUUUUCUAGUCUUGAUGUCCACUCAAUGCGCAAUUUACCCAUUCACACACACAUUCAUACAGUGCAUCUAUUUGCAGCACUUUUCUCUAUGAGAUCUUGCAUCUUAUGGUUAUGGUAUGGUAAACAUUUGCCUAAUCAAUAACAUAGAAGUCACUGAAUUGUUUGGUGCUGGGCUGAAAGUGUACGGUGGAUUCAUUAUAGCUUUUACAGUGAAAACCUUUAAUCAAAUCUCUAUGACUGAAGUUUUGGCCAGGAGAAGAUGUGGUAGCCUCCAACUGUCCAAUGUUCCAAUUGUUGGAAUCAUCUGUAGUGGGUGGGUCCGCAGUGAUGGCCAAUCAAUGCCUGCCUCUACUUUGAUAUAUCACCAACAACAAACCUACCUGUAACUUCAGGCUCCAGAAGUAUCUCUCUGCUGCGGCUUAGCCAGAAAACCAGAGAGAUUAGCGUCAUAUUAGGUUCAGUUUCACUUUAGAAAUUAUAAUACUUUUUUAUUCCCCCAAAAAAUGGAUUUUGAAUCCCAUUACUCAGAAACGUCGUGAUGACCAAUAUGUUCACAAAGAAUGAUUACAUAAACCCAAAACUUAUAAUAUAAUAUAUAACACAAUAUAUAACAUAAAACACAAUAUAAUAUGGCAUGUGGCUAUUGUAUUGAUACUCACUUGAAGAAGAAUUUACUUUAUAUAAAAGAUGAUUAUUAUUACAUUAUUUGCUGACAGUAAACCGAAGGUUUUUGCCAGACAGCUGUAUGCUAAGAUGCCUAAAUGUUAGACUACUGUAUUGUUGAGUCCACUCUUUGCUUAACCUUUCUGGACAUUAUAAAUGUAAAUCGGAUUUGAAAACAUAUUUUGAUGUUAUUGUAUGUCUUGAUAAAACCAAUGCUACAUUGCUCAGUGUAAAUUAAUUGCAUUUUGGUACAUGUUUUUUGCUGCAAAUGAUUUCAGGGUGAGCUGGAUUAACAAAAAUCUGCACAAUAUACUGAACAUAUUAUACCCAUACCUUUACUCACACAAAUACUACAAUACAUGUUUUAGUGAGAAUAAAUAUAUAUGUGCAUUUCAGUUUUGUCACUUCCCCACCCUACCUGUCUCUAUUUAAGACCAUUUGAAUAGUCUAUCUGUACAAGCUCCACAUUAUUCUGUAAAACGUGGGACAAUCCAAUAUGCACUGGUAUUUGUGACAGUGCUGCCACUGCACUAAGUGCUAGAGAACCAAUAAGACUUCACAGAAUGUUGACUCCCAUUAACUGAAAUGCUCUGGAAAUUUCAAUUAAUAGAACACAUGAAAGUAUUUUAUUCUUUAUACAAAAGUUCUAUGAAUGAAUGUUUACUCAUAUAGAUUGAGACAACACUUACAUAUACUUCAAUUCUUUCAACUUUUAUGUAACGGGACAUUUUUAGGCAGGUUUUUCUUUUUUAAAGCAUUGUGUUUCACUUUAAUGUGAAUAGCAUGACAAAAAUCAGAAGUUUUUUUACUAUCUGGUAUCUGCUCAUUUUCAAUAAAGGAAUGUUUAUCAUUAUUCCCGAAGCCUUGAUAUUUCCAGCUACUCUGAAAAGCAUCUAGUUAGAGCUUGGUACUUUACUUCAGAUAACUGACCUUAAAUAGCAUUGUUUUACAUGUCAUGUUUGUAUGCUUCAUGGUUAAAGUAUAGCUUACAAAUCUCAAAGAUUACUUGCUGAUGUUUAAAUAUUCUGUGAAAAGCCCCUGCCUGGAUUUUUGUGGUUUAUUAUGCAGGGGAUUUUCAUUUUGUUUUCCUCAUGCAAGUAUUAAAGAAAUUAGUGCAACAAUAAAAGGUGUUUAAGAAGAA